UGUUCACAGUUCACAAAACGACCGUCGACAGCGCUCCAUUCCAAUCAACGACAGGAACGAAACUGCGAAAUGAUACAGUGAUGAUGGCUCAGUAAAAGUGAAGUGCUUUAUUGGAUGGGAUCCGAAGAAAUUGAAAUUUAACUUUAACUAGGCUUCAGAAGUGAAGUUUUAAGAUCGGGUUCUAGUGCUAACAGUUGCUGGCUAACUAUUGAACUAGUGAAAGAUACCCUCGGGAUUUCCGUAAGUAGACUAGAGCUAUUUGGACCACAGACUUUAUUAAGAAGGAGAGUGCUUUGAGGCCACAAACAGCACCAACGGAUGUCACGCGAAGGAUCGGGCCUAUCCCGGGCAGCAGGUGGUAUAUCUGGAGCAGGAGGACACCGCGAUUACGGAGCGAUCAGUAGUACUAGUAGCAGCAGCGCUGCUAUGGCUUCGGCUAGCGAUCCCAGUAGCUUCGGAGGGUUUAGCCCGACCGAAUUCAUCUCACUGAGUGAAUCGAUCGCGGCCAACACCAUCUUCGUGAAGCAAAGCUGGCAGUUUCUGGAGAAGGCAAACCGGACCAUCGGGACCCCGAAGGAUAAUCAAGCGCUGAGGGAUAAGGUCCAUGAUAUCCAAACCGGAACCAAUCAGAGGAUUUCGACGACCAGCAAAGAUCUGCAGCGGCUCACGGUGGUGGUCCGCGGAGGGGACAAGCAACAGAAGCUUCAGGUGGAAAAACUGACCUCCGAUUUCACCCAUGUGGUACAGAUGUAUUCCAAGAGUCAGCAGAUAAUUGCUGCCAAAAUGAAACAAGUGCUGCUGGUAAACGCUUCGCAGCAGGAUGAUUUCAACCAGGAUUCGUUCGGAACCGCUAGCCAAGAGCAACUGGUCCAGCAGCAGCGGCAACAGAUGCAGCAAACGAUGCAAUUCGAACAGGACAUGCUGCUGGAGCGGGAACAGCGCUUCCGUCAGAUUGAAGCCGACGUGCUGGACGUCAACCAAAUCAUGAAGGAACUUUCGAGCAUCACCCUACAGCAGAGCGAAGUCGUCGAUACAAUCGAAAACACGAUCGAGCACACGGUAUCAAACGUGGAAUCGGGUGCAUCCGAACUGGAGAAGGCAGCCGAGUAUCAGAAUCGAUACCGCCGCAAGGUACUGAUCCUGCUGAUCAUAGCUGUGAUAUUAGGGGUUAUUAUUACCGGCAUCAUUGUUUCCAAGUUGAAGAGCUAAGAAAACAAACGGCCAAACCAACCUCGUCAGUGAUUCCGUUGAACUUAUUUGAACGUUUCUUGAAAGUGAACCUUGAACAACCCACGUCUUUAAGCUCGUUUCGUUAUUUAUUAUCUACCUAUCAAUACAUAUACACUAAACCCACACAGGUAUUUUAAACACUUUGAGGUCCUUUAGAUUUUCUGUUAUCUGAGGUGUACGUGUUUAUGUAAAGAAUAAACUAUAUUUCUAAGAAAUAAACUACAGUCUAUGAUAACUGAUCAAAAAAUUAAGUCUACAUAAAUGGUGCAAACAAACUUUCUCUAAAGGAAGAUCAAUUUUUCAGCGUUUGAAACAUAGAAUUCUAGGUUAGGUUUAUCUAUUGGAAGAAAUACGAGAGUAAAGAAACAAUAAAUUUAAAAACAUGAUUAAUAAGUUGCCUAAUGGAUUUCUGUUUUCGGCGAAAAUCGUCAUAAAAGUACCAUACAUAGUUGAUACACAUUAGUAAUUAUCUGAAAAAAAAAAAACAAAUUCUACGUACGCUUGAUCGGAGCUUGUUAUUAUGAUUGGCGCUGCUCAUUGUUGUUGUAUUGAAUAGUAAAAAAAAUCAAACAACCCGGACCGAAGCUCGAAAAGAUACGGCUAAAGGUCCUUGAACCAAGAUAUACCGAAAAAGUAGAAGUGACCACACAUACUUAUGUACACUACAUUAUCAAAGUAAUUUAAAAAAAAACGAAUGGCGAAACAUUCUUGCUGGACUUCAUAUUACAACUACCAAUCUAACUUAAAGAAAGCAGCAAAUUUGGAAUGAAGGACUCUUCGUUUUGGCUGCAGGAGGAAAACUACAAAAGAAAAUGAAUUAAAUAAAAACAUGUAA
Molecule: messenger RNA, 2065 nt
Organism: Uranotaenia lowii
Lineage: Eukaryota; Metazoa; Arthropoda; Insecta; Diptera; Culicidae
Gene: Syx13
Product: syntaxin-7
Exons: 5
Coding region: 319-1209 (296 amino acids)
Biological process (GO): vesicle fusion; vesicle-mediated transport; intracellular protein transport
Cellular component (GO): endomembrane system; membrane; SNARE complex
Molecular function (GO): SNARE binding; SNAP receptor activity
Source: RefSeq, a predicted model, not a curated record